UUUACAGCAUAACUCAGUUGAGUACUUCAACCUGAAGGAGGAACAAAAGGAAAAAUGCCUGAACCGUCUAAAGCCGCGCCGAAGAAAGGCUCGAAGAAAGCGGUCACAAAGACCGCCGGAAAAGGAGGCAAAAAACGCAGAAAGUCUAGGAAGGAGAGUUAUGCGAUUUACGUGUAUAAAGUGCUGAAGCAAGUGCAUCCUGACACUGGCAUAUCAUCUAAGGCGAUGGGUAUCAUGAAUUCGUUCGUCAAUGACAUCUUUGAACGAAUUGCUGGUGAGUCGUCCCGUUUGGCUCACUACAACAAGCGCUCAACAAUCACUUCCAGGGAGAUUCAGACGGCUGUACGCCUUUUAUUGCCUGGAGAGCUUGCCAAACACGCAGUGUCUGAAGGUACCAAGGCUGUCACCAAGUACACGAGCUCCAAGUGAAAACGCCUCUUCCUUUUAACCAACCCAAAGGCUCUUCUAAGAGCCACCCAAAACUAAAUAAAAGAAGCUGUUCCAUUUG
Messenger RNA from Anguilla rostrata (American eel), 508 nucleotides. Its product is annotated as histone H2B-like. Gene Ontology annotation, cellular component: nucleosome. The transcript has a single exon. NCBI's taxonomy places the organism in Eukaryota, Metazoa, Chordata, Actinopteri, Anguilliformes, Anguillidae. The coding region runs from base 55 to 429 and encodes 124 amino acids. The record is from RefSeq and is a predicted model, not a curated record. Gene Ontology annotation, molecular function: structural constituent of chromatin; DNA binding; protein heterodimerization activity.